AUGGCUCUAGCAAAGAGUCUCUCUCUCAGCGAUCUUUCCGAGAUUCGCAUUUCUUGUGCCAAACCAUUUUCGCGUAUGCAAGAUUCCGACACCGUCAAGGGAUCCCAAUUGAAGACUCUUCAAUCCGCGUGCGUGGCUGACUUCGAAGUCACACACGGAGUUAUGAGAUCUCUUGCCGAAAGAGCUGAAAACCGCAUCAAAGGCUUUGCCGAGAUUCCGAGAAUCAAUACGGUAACAGCCUCGAUGCGGCCAAGCUCGCAAGUCCCAAUUUUUGGUGGUUCACCAAACGAUACCUUCUCCGCAUUUUUGCGAUCCUUCAAUGAUCAUGCUAAUACAGCAAAACCUCCUUUGGGAGACCUCGAAAAGAGGAAUAUUUUCUUGACUUAUUUGACAGACGCAGCCAGAGACCGCGCAGAGGAUUUCCUGGAGCAAGAGAGCGAAGCCUCGUUCGCAACCUUGGUUAACCAUCUAAAGGUAAAAUACGAAGAUCCGGUAAGAGCAGAACUUUCGCGCCAGCAACUCCGAACAACGAACCAGCUUCCGGGCGAGUCUGUAGAUGAGUUUGCAGCUAAGCCUGACACGACCGCUGACGAUACAGUAAGAGAAUUACGCGCUCAAGUCGAAGCGUUGACCAUGCGCAACAACCAACUAACAAACAGCAUGACGCCCAGAGUUAACACGGUAAGAGUCUCGAAAUUACCUUUGUUCAUUGCUCUCCUCGCCUGUCUGGCAAGUCCCACCACCGCGUUUAAUGCUCUUUUAUGUCUACCGAACUCUCCCGAAUCGCUGAUCAACUUUCCAUCAUCGUUCGAUUGCAACUCAGUCAAACCCUCCCCAUUCACCCAGACAAAGAAAGUUUCUCUCAGCGUUUACCGACCAAAUUCCAUUGCGUAUGACUCUACCGCCACCCUCUGCAAAAUCAUUCAAACCACGUCCACUUUCUCCGUUAACCUUUUUGGAUCCCGCUACAUCGAAACAAAUUCCAAGCAGGCAACCGUUUCGGCAGAAGAAUGCAAACUAAUGAUGAAUCAUCAACGUUGCUCAUUCGGUGACCUUCAGCCAAGAGACGGAAUUUUUAAAACCAAUAACGCCCACAGAAUCGAAUGGCCAAACUUUCUAAUCGGCGCGCUAUCCCCAGCAAAAACUGUUGUAACAAAUAAUUGCCUCAUGCUCACAACCAGAAUUGUAAUGCGUUUUAAUCAAAAAUUUCCCGAGUCUCCCGCGGGAUCCAUGAGGGGUUGCGACUACACAACGGGCUUCUGCAACCAACGCCAGGGAGCGGCAUUCAUGUGGAAACCAAAUCCAGAACAGAGUUGCCGUUUCAUCAAACUGCGGACCAUGUCCGGUCACCAAUCAGAUAACAUUUGGUUGUCUGAAAACAAAGAAUUCGCACUAUCUUUUAACUCUUCAAAUCCAAUAAUCGAAGACUGUGGCAAAUCUCUCGUAGUCACAGAUCAAGGCUUCGCUGUCCCAACCAGACGAAUUGCCAAACGGGAAAUAGUCCCACCCUCUAUCACCAACCUAACAAACUUUGUCUCGUCAAACCAACUUUCGGCCCAGCUCUUGGCGGCAGAGAAGGAUAUUUUAGAAUCCUCCUCUCUUUGCAUUUCAACCUCCGACAUCGUGCCAUCUCAACCCACAAUUUUCCACAACCUAGUCAUCGGGUCUAUAACGGAAACAAUCUCCCCAGCCCACUAUAACGAAAUCUGGGACGCAUUAGAGGGUUCAGCCGACAAAUUAACAAAAAUCGUAAGCCGCAACGCUUUCUCAACCAGCGGCAGCACAAAAGCCAGCGAGAUUAGCGAAGUCAUCAGCGCCUACGAGCAAUGGCUUGACCUCGGUCACCGAUUGUUCCAGGCCUGGACCGCUAUAGUUUGCACAUUUGUCACCCUUUACGCAAUCUUCCUCGUCGUAGCCAUAUUCAUCAAGCAACAGGCCGAAGCGCUGCCAUUCAGCGUUUCCCACCGUUUUGGCAAAAAGACGGCUAAUCCACCCUCCGAAGUCAUCUUCGACUAUUCGGACCUACUGCCGGCAACAACUACAAUAGCUACCUUCCACUCUCCGCAAGCGUUUUUCACCGCGCAAAUUCCCAUUAAAGCGAACAACAUUAAUCUCCUAGCCCUGGUGGACACCGGCGCCAGUUUUACCAUAGCAGGCUCCGAGAUAUGCGCACUCAUCGGCAUCCACACGCUCAACAAACCGCUGACUAACAACGCUAUAGGCUUGGGAGGCAACGAAGUGAAAAUUGCGGGAACCGCGCCAAUCAGGUACAAAAUCGGAUCAUUCGAAAUUCAACACAUCACACACUUCACGAUCAAUAAAUGCACUCCACCGGGUCCGUUCUCCUACGACAUUAUAUUAGAACUUGGGCUUCUCAUCGCACCAUCAGUCAUAUCAACUAACCACAUUGCUCUCCUCGUUACUAACCCAUCGAAUCAAAUGGUCACUCUGUACCCAGAGAUGACCAUCGCCACCGCGGCGAUGGUAUUCUCCGAAGGCACACCUGGAAAAGUGCUGACCUGCCACUACUCUUCAGGGGCUCUUCCGACCACGAAUGAAACAUCGACGGAAUCAUUCGCCAAUUCUCUGGCGACGAUCAUACGGGAAGCCUGGACAAACGCGGCAGAUCACGCUCUAAAAGCUCAAGAAAAGUUCCAGUCGUCCUAUGACGCGUCAGCAAGGCCAAACCCGAUCCAAAUCGGCGACCGGGUAACAAUGAAAGAUUUUUCAGCCAAAGCAAACUUGUCAAGGAAACUAGUACUCCCGUGGAAAGGACAGUUCCGAGUGGUCGAAAUCAACCACCCCAAGGCCGUAGUUUGCGACAUAUCAAGACCGGACAAACCGAACCGCACCGUUCAUUUGAACCAGAUAAAGAAGGUAUACACCAUUACAGGACCGGCGGCGACAACCUCAUUGGAAGAAAACCCCGAAGCACCAGACAUAAGCGAUUCCACCGAUCAAGCUGACAACGUCGACACCGACGAAAAUUUAGCUAGGACGGAGUCCCCAAAACUAAUUGAUAACUCCGAAACACACGUUCCGGAGAACUCGGCGAACGCUGAAUCCCUAAACCGGAGAUACAACCUAAGGAAAUCAUUAAAACCACCAUCAAGACUCUCUUUCUAA
This is a messenger RNA of Caenorhabditis bovis, 3126 nucleotides long. The record is from the annotation of a GenBank genome assembly. NCBI's taxonomy places the organism in Eukaryota, Metazoa, Nematoda, Chromadorea, Rhabditida, Rhabditidae.